AUGACGAGUCGGUACGAGCGGGUGAACACCCGCGACGAAGAAGAUCACCACACACCUGUCUCCAAUGCGCCAAGGCCGACAUAUCCUAUCCCAAACUCGCCACCACCAUCUUUUCACUCGAGAGCAUCGUCGAUAAUCGGCAGAGACAACGGGAACCGCCAAAACCAGGAUCUUGACGACGCAUUUGGAAGCGACGAUGAGGAUGCCUGGGAUGACGAGCCGGAUGAUCGGCAGAGGCUGGUGCACGACAAUACAACACCAAGUGCGAGCGACGCAGCCUCAAUAACACCAGUGACGAUGGCGACGACGGCACAGACGAGUGCACAGGCUUCGCAACCGUCGAGGCCAGUUGGGCAGGCACCGACAACGACGAGGGUGUACGGCGGCGGAAUCCAGUCGGAUGGCGUCUUUUCGAACUUGGCGGCCAAGCCAGAGAGGGGAGAACCAGAGAAGGAAGAACUUCCACCUUCCUACGAACAGGCAGCAGCUGAUUCUGCGCCCCCUUACUGGGAAACGACAGUCCUCGCCCCAGGGCUGGGCGGCUUUGACGACGUGUUUAUCGACGGAAUGCCGGUCGGUUCGAUCUUCAGCUUCUUGUGGAACGGAUUCAUCUCGAUGACCCUUCUCGUCGGUUUCCUGCUCUGCUACCUUCUACACACCACUCACGCGGCCAAAAACGGAGCGAAGGCCGGCUUGGGCAUCCAACUCAUUCAGUACGGCUUCAUGAUGCAGAGCGCACCACCAUCUGGAGGCAGGUAUGAUGAUGACCCGACUGCUGAUAGCGGAUUCAUCAACCCUGUGGACCCGAACGCGCAUGACUUUGACCCCGAUAAUGUGCAAGAUCAGAACGGCGGUGGUGUAGACGAUUUUACAGGCGCCGAUUGGGUGUCGUACCUCAUGAUGAUUAUCGGUUGGUUUGUUCUCAUUCGGGCUGUCAGCGACUAUCUGAAGGCGAGGAGACAUGAGCAGCUUGUGCUUCAGAGCCCUGACCGGGGUCUCGGUAUUCCUGUUAUUGCCACGGGCGAGCGUCCCGACACCGUUGUGUAG
Messenger RNA from Podospora anserina S mat+, 1047 nucleotides. RefSeq lists its product as uncharacterized. The record is from RefSeq and is a predicted model, not a curated record. Gene Ontology annotation, biological process: vacuolar transport; positive regulation of protein ubiquitination; metal ion transport. The coding region runs from base 1 to 1047 and encodes 348 amino acids. The transcript has 3 exons. Lineage: Eukaryota; Fungi; Ascomycota; Sordariomycetes; Sordariales; Podosporaceae. Gene Ontology annotation, cellular component: endoplasmic reticulum; perinuclear region of cytoplasm; Golgi apparatus.